This is a messenger RNA of Aspergillus melleus, 981 nucleotides long. Its product is annotated as cytochrome P450. The transcript has 6 exons. The record is from RefSeq and is a predicted model, not a curated record. Bases 1 to 981 code for a protein of 326 amino acids. Gene Ontology annotation, molecular function: heme binding; oxidoreductase activity, acting on paired donors, with incorporation or reduction of molecular oxygen; monooxygenase activity. Lineage: Eukaryota; Fungi; Ascomycota; Eurotiomycetes; Eurotiales; Aspergillaceae.
AUGAAAAUGGCUUGGUUCAUCGUCCCCGUCGCUCUGUUGCUGCUGCCUGCUGUCAUUGCGGUGUAUCGCCUGGUGCUACACCCUUUGGCCCAUGUGCCCGGUCCGAAGCUGGCGGCAAUAACCAACGCGUAUGAGUUGUAUUUUGAUGUCGUGCGAGGCGGGCAAUACACAUUCGAGAUUCAGCGAUUGCAUCAGAUAUAUGGCCCCAUCGUUCGCAUCAGCCCCAACGAGCUUCAUGUAAAUGAGGCGGCUUUUAUCGAUGAGUUAUAUGCGGGUCCAGGCAAGAUUCGGGAUAAAUAUGACCACGCAACAGGGCAGUUUGGGAUUCCGGACAGUGUUUUUGGUGCCAUUCACCAUAAUCUUCAUCGCAUGCGCCGAGCAGCCUUGAAUCCCUUCUUCUCCAAAGCAUCGGUAACCAAGCUUGAGCCCGUCAUCUAUGCGGCCGUCGACAAGCUCUGUUGGCGGCUGGCGCGCGAACUGGCUCAGUCCGGGUCGACCGUCGACCUGACUAUGGUCUUUAGUUGCAUGACUACCGACAUUGUUACCAAGUAUGCGUUUGCCGAGUCCUCGCGCUUCCUCGAUUCGCCCACCUGGCAGCCCAAUUUUCAUCAGGCUAUUCUAUCAGGAACACGCAUGGGUGCUCUCGCUCGGCAUGUCCCUCUACUGUUUCCUGUCCUUCGCGCAUUACCCGUGAGACUCAUGUCCAAACUAUCCCCAGAUACUGGUGUUUUCCUUCAAUGGCAGGAGGACAUGAAACGGAAAGUGUCGGAAAUCUGGCAGGAGCAGAGCCAGCAGACGGACAAACCUCAAACGCAGCCGCAUGCCACUAUCUUUCAUGAACUUUUCCACGCCGAUCUGCCUGAGUCCGAGAAACAUCCGGAUAGAAUGUGGCAAGAGGGCCAGAUUGUGAUCGGCGCCGGGACGGAGACCACGGCCUGGAGUAAUUCGAUCCGUAUUUCGAUUGAAAGCUCUCGUAGCUGA